AUGGCGGACGCAUUUCGCAAAUUCCCGCUCGCAAUCGCCCUAACCUUUCUCCUCCAAUUUUCCCUACCUUUCCCGCCAAUUGCCUCCGCCGCCGCGCACGAAAAUCCGUUGGCCACCCAGGUCUGCCGGAACACCACCGAUUUCGAUUUCUGCCGGCGGUCGAUCUACUCCGACCCUCACGCCCCCACCGCCGACCGGGCGUUCCUCGCCGUCAUAAUCUUCACCAACGCCUUCCUGAACGCGACGGACACCAGGGACCACAUCGCCGCGCGGGUGAAGUCGGGCGGCCGCGGCGGAGGAGGAGGAGGAGAUUCCGGCGUGGCGCGUGGCCUGAGAAGCUGCCUCCGCCACUACGACGAAGCGAUCCGCGCCGUGUCGGAGGUUCUGGGCGAUCUGAACGACGACACGUUCUACGAUUUCGACAAACUGUCGCUCGAGGCCGAGAGCAACGCGCGCGCCUGCGAGAGUGGGUUCCACGGGCGGUCGCCGAUAACUCCGAGGAAUGAAAUCUUCAUCAAGCUUGCCGAGAUUUGUGGGGACGGCCGUGGGUCAGCCGAGCUGAGCGGCCUGAAAGGCUGCCUAGCGGACUACACAUUGGCGGUGCAGACCCUUAAAGAGGUUCUAGGGGACUUGGACUCCGAGACGUACUAUGAAUUCGAUGUAUUGUCCAACAAAUCCAGAAAUAAUGUGGCCACCUGC
This is a messenger RNA of Striga asiatica, 699 nucleotides long. NCBI's taxonomy places the organism in Eukaryota, Viridiplantae, Streptophyta, Magnoliopsida, Lamiales, Orobanchaceae. The record is from the annotation of a GenBank genome assembly.